AUCAUCUCCAAAGUGCCACAUCCCAUGAUUCCCAUCCCAUCAGGAUAAUGCUAGAAGCCUCCAGAAUCCAGUCUCUCUAGAGAAUCCUAUACCUACCCUCUUUAAAUUUAAAUUGCAAGUUUCUGUUUUGCACCUUUUGGACUGAAUUCCUUACCCAUAAAAACAGCUCGAAAGGAUAGCAAUAAAGCUAAGAUAAAUGGCUCUAUUUGGUGACCCCUUCAGGCGAUUUUUCUGGAGUCCCACCAUUUAUCGCACGUCCCCAGGGUCUUCAGCCCUCCUCGACUGGAUUGAAUCCCCAGAUGCCCACAUCUUCAAAAUCAACGUUCCAGGGUUUAGCAAGGAUGAGAUAAAGGUACAAGUGGAAGAAGGGAAUGUAUUGGUGAUAAAGGCGGAAGCAAAAGAGGAGGGUGGUGGGCAGGGGAAGGAAAAAGAUGUGGUGUGGCACGUUGCCGAGAGAGGAGGAGGGAUUACAGGAAAGGCAGCUGGGUUUUCCCGGGAGAUUGAGUUGCCGGAGGAUGUGAAGGCGGAUCAGAUCAGGGCAAGUGUGGAGAAUGGUGUGCUUACCGUGGUUGUACCAAAGGAUACAACUCCUAAGUCUUCUAAAGUCAGGAAUGUUAAUGUCACUAGCAAGCUGUAGAAGAAAUAUGAUGCACAAUCUCGGUGUACUUUAAUCCAUGUUUAAAGGGCAUGCUAAUGAAAUCCAACAUGGAAUAAGGAACUAUGAUGUUCGAUCAAAGUGUUGUAUACCAAAUUCUGUUUUUGAGUGCUAGAGUUUGAAAUGGAAGUUCUCUUUGAGUUAAUCAUCAA
Coffea arabica (coffee) is the source of this 807-nucleotide messenger RNA. Lineage: Eukaryota; Viridiplantae; Streptophyta; Magnoliopsida; Gentianales; Rubiaceae. The record is from RefSeq and is a predicted model, not a curated record.